CAGCAACCACGCCAUGAAUCUCCAAGCCUUCUUCCUCAUCAUACUAGCCUUCAUUGUUCCUUAUGUGAUCUUCUUAUCCAUCAAACAGACACAGAGGAGGCAGAGGCUCCCUCCUGGACCUUACAGGCUACCCAUCAUAGGAAACCUGCACCAACUAGCUGGCUUCAAUCAUCGAUCCCUUAAACUCCUCUCCAACAAACAUGGACCACUCAUGUUCUUGCAACUGGGUUCAUUUCCUUCUAUUGUAAUCUCUUCAGCCAAUAGAGCAAAAGAGAUCUUCAAAACCCAUGACCGUAUAUUCUCCAGCAGACCAAUUUUUUAUACUGCGAAGAAGCUUACUUAUGACUGCUCUAAUGUCAGUUUUUCUCCAUAUGGGGAUUACUGGAAGGAGGUCAGGAAGAUUGUUACUACAGAACUAUUUAGUGCAAGUAAGGUCCAAUCUUUCAGGGCAGUGAGGGAGGAAGAGAUUGAACUCAUGAUGGGCUCAAUUGAGAUGUCUUCAGGUGCUGUGAAUCUCAGUGAAUUGACACACUCUCUGUCGAAUAACAUCGUGUGCCGCGUCGCGUUUGGUAAGAAAUUGGAGAGAAAUGGACGUGAUGGAUCAAGCAGAUCUUUCCAUAGACUGCUUCAUGAAAUACAGAAGUUGGCUGUAGAAGUUAGUGUGUCAGAUUUCUUUCCAUGGAUGGAGUGGCUUAACAAAGUCAACGGCCUUGAAGCAAGGGUAAAAAAACAUUUUAGAGAGCUAGACAAGGUCUUUGAUCAAAUACUAGAAGAACAUCUUGAUCCCAAAAGGCCUAAAUCGGAUCAUGGUGAUCUUGUAGAUGCUCUGCUUCGAUUUCAGAACGAUCCGGCUCAAUCCAUUGCCCUUACUGACAAUCAUGUCAAGGCCAUUUUCGCGGAUGUGUUUACCGCGGGGACUGAUACAUCAGCGGCCACGCUGACAUGGACAAUGACAGAGUUGAUGAGGAAUCCAUCAGUGAUGAAGAGAGCACAAGAGGAGAUAAGGAGAGAAGUCAAGGGAAAGAAAGUGGAGGAGAAGGACCUUUCGCAACUAAUGUACCUGAAGUCAGUGUUGAAGGAGUCCUUCAGAGUCCAUCCGCCAGCACCACUGCUAGUGCCAAGAGAGACAUUAGAGAGUUGCAGAAUUGGAGAUUAUGAAAUUCCUGCAAAUGCAAGGGUGUUCAUAAAUGCAGGGGCAAUAUCCAUGGAUCCCAAAUCGUGGGAAAGCCCAAAUGAAUUUCGACCGGAAAGAUUCAUGGGUAGCUCAGUUGACUUCAGAGGACAACAUUUUGAGUUGAUUCCGUUUGGGGUUGGUCGAAGGAUUUGUCCUGGAAUGAACUUUGCAGUCCAGCUGAUUGAACUCGCACUCGCAAACCUCUUGUAUCGAUUUGACUGGUUCUUGCCUAAGAACAUGACCAAAGAGGAUUUGGAUUUGGAAGAAGAAUCUGGGAUUACAAUGCACAAGAAAAUUCCUCUGCAUCUGAUAGCUACCCCUGCGAUACUGUAAAUGUAUGGUAGAAAUAGAUAUGUUUUAGCUCUUAAAUUACUCUCUCAAGUAUUCUCCAAGAAAAUACUAUGAAGAGUUCUGCACGUUCUGCUGGAA
Molecule: messenger RNA, 1603 nt
Organism: Tripterygium wilfordii
Lineage: Eukaryota; Viridiplantae; Streptophyta; Magnoliopsida; Celastrales; Celastraceae
Product: cytochrome P450 71A9-like
Exons: 2
Coding region: 14-1507 (497 amino acids)
Molecular function (GO): monooxygenase activity; oxidoreductase activity, acting on paired donors, with incorporation or reduction of molecular oxygen; iron ion binding
Source: RefSeq, a predicted model, not a curated record